Molecule: messenger RNA, 1480 nt
Organism: Ornithorhynchus anatinus (platypus)
Lineage: Eukaryota; Metazoa; Chordata; Mammalia; Monotremata; Ornithorhynchidae
Gene: PAQR9
Product: progestin and adipoQ receptor family member 9
Exons: 2
Coding region: 1-1074 (357 amino acids)
Cellular component (GO): membrane
Molecular function (GO): signaling receptor activity
Source: RefSeq, a predicted model, not a curated record
AUGCCGCUGCGGCUGCAGACCCCCGCCCCGGCCCCGGCCCCGGCCCCCGGGGGUCUCCUGCGCUGGGACGAGGUCCCCCCGGACUUCGUGGAGUGCUUCAUCCUGUCCGGCUACCGCCGGCGCCCCGACUCCCUGCGCCAGUGCCUGGCCACCCUGCUGCAGCCCACCAACGAGACCCUCAACUUCUGGACGCACUUCGUCCCGCUGCUGCUCUUCCUGGCCCGCUUCGCCCGGCUGCUGCUGCUGGGGGGCGGGGGCCGUCCGGGGCAGCCCCCUCCCCGGGCCCUGGCCCCGGCCCUGCUGCCCCUCUGGUGCUACGCGUCCGGCGUGUUGCUGACCCUGGCCGUGAGCUGCGCCGCCCACCUGUGCAGCUGCUUGGCCCCCCGCCGCCGGGCCGCCCUCUUCUACCUGGACUACGCCUCCAUCAGCUACUACGGCUUCGCGUCCACCUUGGCCUACCACCACUACCUGCUGCCGGGCCUCCGCCUGCUGGACGCGGCCGCGCUGGACCCUCUGGUCCAAGCCAGGCUGGGCUGGAGGGUGGACUGCGCCCGCCUGCUGGCCGCCUACCGCGCCCUGGUCCUGCCCGUGGGCUUCGCGCUGGCCGUGGCCUGCACCGUGGCCUGCUGCCGGAGCCGCUCGGCCCGCUGCGCCCACCCCUUCGCCCUGCGCACCUUCGUCUUCGCCCUGCCGCUCAGCAUGGCCUGCCCCAUCGCCCUGGAGGGCCUGCUCUUCGACCUCAGGCUCCGGGACCCCGCUCUGCUGGCGCGCUUCGUCCGCCGCUACCUCUGGCUGGGCCUGGCGGCCUUCUUCAACGUCAGCAAGCUCCCCGAGCGCGCCUGGCCCGGGCGCUUCGACAUCGUGGGUCAUAGCCACCAGCUCUUCCACGUCUUCACGGCCCUGGGCAUCUACGAGCAGGUGUGCUACGUGGAGGACGCUCUGGGACGCUCCCUGGACACCGCCGCGCCCACGCUGCCCGGCACCGUGGGCUACAUGGCCCUGCUGGCGCUCUGCCUCGGGCUCGUGGUGCGACGCUUCCUCGCCGGCUCGGACCCGGUGGCCAAGCGGGACUGACCACCCUCCCGGCCACCCCCCGGACGGUCCUCCCGCCCCCGACCCCAGGCCCGCAGACCGUCCCGCCCUCGCUGGGGCCGCCCGACCCUCCCCCGGCCCUGCCCAGACAUCCCUGGCCGGGGCGCAGGGGUAGCUGGAAGGUGGGAAGGGGGUCGCUCACCCUGCGGAUCCCCCGAGGGACUGACGGGCGUGGACGUCGGCGCGGAUCCGUGGGCAUCGCGUGGGCAUGACAGCCCCCACGUGGUGGGAAUUCCCCGACAGUGGACACCUGGCUUUGCUUUUUUUCCCCCAAUUUGGUGGCUUUAGAGGCCUCCGCCCCACCACAUACACCGGAACUGGAUUGUGAGUGCAAACGGAUCCCCAGCUGCCUGCCUGUCUGUCUAAACAAUGUUUCCUUUCCACUGUG